Hibiscus syriacus is the source of this 1856-nucleotide messenger RNA. RefSeq names its product DEAD-box ATP-dependent RNA helicase 1-like. The coding region runs from base 88 to 1629 and encodes 513 amino acids. Gene Ontology annotation, cellular component: nucleus. Lineage: Eukaryota; Viridiplantae; Streptophyta; Magnoliopsida; Malvales; Malvaceae. The transcript has 9 exons. The record is from RefSeq and is a predicted model, not a curated record. Gene Ontology annotation, molecular function: ATP binding; nucleic acid binding.
CGUCUAAAACCCUUGUUUCGAGAUUUGCGGUUUAGGGUUUAAGGGUGCCUGUGUGUGUAAAAAAUUGAUCCAGAAAAGAAAAGAACGAUGGAAGUGAAGAAAAAAAGUACUCCAAUUCUUCCAUGGAUGCGAAGCCCAAUUGACGUGAGUCAGUUUGAAGAUUGCCCUCUCAAUCUUGUCCCUUGUCUUGACCCCAGGUUGGAGGCGGCUCUAGAGAAAAUGGGUUUCUCUUCACUCUUCCCAGUGCAAGUUGCAGUUUGGCAAGAAACAAUAGGGCCUGGUGCUUUCGAGAGAGAUCUCUGCAUAAAUUCACCAACGGGAAGUGGGAAGACUUUAGCUUACGCUUUGCCCAUUGUGCAGAAGUUGUCGACUCGUUCUGUUAAAUGUCUACGGGCUUUGGUAGUCUUACCUACACGUGACUUGGCGUUGCAGGUUAAGGAAGUUUUUGCAGCCAUUGCACCUGCAGUAGGUUUAUCUGUUGGUUUAGCAGUGGGUCAAUCUUCGAUUGCUGAUGAAAUAGCGGAGCUUAUAAAGAGACCUAAGCUUGAGGCAGGCAUGUGUUAUGACCCAGAAGACAUGACAUUCGAAUUGCAAAGUUCAGUGGAUAUAUUGGUGGCAACCCCAGGAAGGCUUAUGGACCAUAUCAACUCCACAAAGGGAUUUACACUUGAGCAUCUCUGUUACCUUGUAGUUGAUGAAACAGAUCGGCUGCUCAGAGAAUCAUACCAGUCUUGGCUGCCAACUGUACUUCAGUUGACUCAAUCUAAUGAUGAAAGCCUCUUUCCUCUUGCUAAUUCGUUUUUUUCAUCUACCUUUGGUUCCUUAAAAACCAUAAGGAGAUUUGGUGUCGAAAGGGGAUUCAAGGGUAAAUCUCACCCUAGGCUUGUGAAGAUGGUUUUAUCUGCCACCUUAACCCAAGAUCCAAGCAAGCUUGCCCAGCUUAAUCUCCAUCACCCUUUGCUGCUGACAACAGGGAAAAGACGUUACCAGCUCCCAGAAAAAUUGGAAUCAUACAAACUUAUAUGUGAAUCCAACCUGAGGCCACUGUAUUUGGUUGCCCUUCUACAAGAAUUAGGAGAAGAGAAGUGCAUUGUUUUCACCUCAUCCACUGAGUCGACUCAUCGUCUUUGUACAUUACUGAACCUUUUUGGUGAUUUGAGUAUAAAAAUAAAGGAAUAUUCGGGCCUUCAGCGUCAGUCUCUGAGAAGCAAGGCGUUGAAAUCGUUUCGAGAAGGAAAGGUGCAAGUACUUGUAUGUUCUGAUGCAAUGACUCGUGGAAUGGAUGUUGAAGGGGUGAGAAACGUCGUUAAUUAUGAUAUGCCUGCAUAUAUAAAGACCUAUAUUCAUCGAGCUGGUCGGACUGCUAGAGCAGGUCAAGCUGGGCGUUGCUUCACAUUGUUACAUAAACAUGAGGUGAAACGUUUCAAGAAGAUGUUGCUGAAAGCAGACAUUGACUCAGUUCCUCAUUACUCGGUUCCUUCAAGUUCAAUAGAGUCACUGCGUGAUACUUAUAACUCCGCCCUGGGAAAACUGAAAGAGACGGUUGAAUCAGAAGCUUAUCGUAAGAGAAAAACUGGUUCCAAGUUUUCAAAACUGAGCAAGAGAAAAACAGACCAUCAGAAGCAGUGAUGGAGAUGCGCAUUCCUUUGUCAUGAAGACAAAAUGUUAUGUUCUCAUAAUCAGGCAUUUUAUUGACCACUUUCGCUUAUAACCUUGUACUUGGCACUAAUUACAUUUUUAAAGAUCCUAGUUUGGCAUCCGAAGGUCGUGUGACCUCUUCAUACCCUUGGUGCCGGAAACCAGAAAUAUUACAUACAGAUCCGGAUUUUGGUGCAGAUAAACGGAAUAUCUUGAGA